AUGUAUGUGGGAUACCUCCUGGAUAAGGAAAGCAGCAUGUAUCACCAAGGGCCUGUAAGAAGAUCAAGCAUCAAUCUUCCUCCACAGAAUUUUGUUUCUACCCCACAGUACCCAGACUUUACUGGAUACCAUCAUGUGCCAAACAUGGAUACGCACGCACAGUCUGCGGGGAGCUGGGGACCUACUUAUGGUGCUCCAAGGGAGGACUGGGGUGCAUACAGUCUGGGACCACCUAAUACUAUUCCUACUCCCAUGAACAACUCUUCUCCUGGACAGGUUUCUUACUGCUCAUCUGAGUACAGUCAUAUGCAUCCUCCGGGAUCAGCGGUAUUACAGCCACCACCGGAGAAUGUGACUGUGGCGCAACUUUCUCCAGACAGAGAAAGGCGCAGUUCAUACCAGUGGAUGAGUAAAACGGUGCAGUCUUCUUCUACCGGGAAAACGAGAACGAAGGAGAAAUACAGAGUGGUGUACACCGACCAUCAGAGACUGGAGCUGGAGAAAGAGUUUCAUUUCAACAGAUACAUCACCAUCAGGAGGAAAUCUGAACUCGCCGUCAACCUGGGUCUCUCGGAAAGACAGGUGAAAAUCUGGUUUCAGAAUCGCAGGGCCAAAGAGAGGAAGCUAAUCAAGAAGAAAAUGGGUCAGUCUGACGGCAGCGGGGGGUCAGUGCACAGCGACCCGGGCUCGGUGAGCCCUCUGCCGGUCCCAGGCUCCCUCAGCCCCACGGACAUCCACGGCUCUCUGUACCCGCCCCAGGGCAUGAACACCUUGCCGUCUAUCAGGAAUAUACAGCAGGUCACUGUGAGUCAGUGA
Myripristis murdjan (pinecone soldierfish) is the source of this 816-nucleotide messenger RNA. It is a transcript of the gene cdx4, whose product is annotated as caudal type homeobox 4. NCBI's taxonomy places the organism in Eukaryota, Metazoa, Chordata, Actinopteri, Holocentriformes, Holocentridae. Gene Ontology annotation, molecular function: RNA polymerase II transcription regulatory region sequence-specific DNA binding; DNA-binding transcription factor activity, RNA polymerase II-specific. The coding region runs from base 1 to 816 and encodes 271 amino acids. The record is from RefSeq and is a predicted model, not a curated record. Gene Ontology annotation, biological process: cell differentiation; embryo development; regulation of transcription by RNA polymerase II. Gene Ontology annotation, cellular component: nucleus. The transcript is spliced from 3 exons.